Didymosphaeria variabile is the source of this 1743-nucleotide messenger RNA. RefSeq lists its product as uncharacterized. The record is from RefSeq and is a predicted model, not a curated record. Lineage: Eukaryota; Fungi; Ascomycota; Dothideomycetes; Pleosporales; Didymosphaeriaceae. The transcript has a single exon. The coding region runs from base 1 to 1743 and encodes 580 amino acids.
AUGUUUGGGUUGGGCUCAACAACGGCUCCUUCUCGAGAUGAGAGCACCUCCCUAUCUGGGGGAUCUAGGGGAGCAACUCAACAACAGUCCCUCUUCGGAGGUACGGGAUCAAGUCAACAACAGUCCCUCUUCGGAUCUAGGGGAGCAACUCAACAACAGUCCCUCUUCGGAGGUACGGGAUCAAGUCAACAACAGUCCCUCUUCGGAUCUAGGGGAGCAACUCAACAACAGUCCCUCUUCGGAUCUACGGGAUCAAGUCAACAACAGUCCCUCUUCGGAUCUAGGGGAGCAACUCAACAACAGUCCCCCUCCGGAUCUAAGGGAGCAGGUCAACAAGAGCUUGCUUCGGAAUCCGGGAAUAACGAAGAUUCGGAUGGUGAAGAGUCGGAUGGUGAAGUGUCGGAUGGUGAAGAGUCGGAUGGUGAAGAGUCGGAUGGUGAAGAGUCGGAUGGUGAAGAGUCGGAUGGUGAAGAGUCGGAUGGUGAAGAGUCGGAUGGUGAAGAGUCGGAUGGUGAAGAGUCGGAUGGUGAAGAGUCGGAUGAUGAGAGUCCAAGUUCACCCUUCCAGCACAUCAUGAUGAAGGACCCCUACGGAUCGUACGAGUAUUAUCAAACAAUCACCUGUCAACAUCCAUAUUCAAGUUAUUCUUUAGAAGAGCUUCGUUGUGCGGAUUACGCAGAGGGACGCAAAUUCGGCGACCAGAUCUACAAAGUAGGCGCAUUUGGGCAGAGUCCUGUGCCACGAGGACUAAAUAUCCCAUCGGACGUUAAGAGACAGGUCCAAAAAUCUCCGAGUAUCCCUCAAGAUGAGCCAGUAGAACGUGAUACCACCACACCUCUACCGAACGGAGUUGGUAUUCCUAAGAGCGAAAAUCUGACGCUAAGACUUGCUUUGCCGUCUAGUGGGGAGUUGACUCCACGAGCUUCGACACCCGAGUUCCAGAAGAAUAGUGAUCCAACCUUAACCAUAUAUUGUGAGAUGUCAACGACUCUCAAGUCUUCCUCAUCUUCCUCAUCUUCCCAGGACAACACCACAGAUUUUGGAGAUAUCUUCGCCGAGUUUGACAAAGAAAUCUCGAUUCCGCCGCUAGGAAGGCCAUCGCCACAGGACUUCCACUCCACAUGUGUCUUUCCUAUUCGCAAUCCCGCAGCUACGGCAAGAAGGAUCAGGAAAAUUCUCGAAAAACCCCUCACCGGCUACAUCUAUGUCCUUCAAGCGCCCGAAUUCUUCUCCACUCAGUUCGACCCAUCUCGUGACCGGAAGGAGAUAUGGGUUAAGAUCGGUAUUUCUGCAGACGUGAACGAGCGGAUAGAACAGAUAAGGAGGUGCGGCAUCACCGAUCUCGAAGACGUCUAUGUCUCGGCCCCAAUUCGGUAUGACGUGCUGAGAAAGAUCGAGGCGGUAUGCCAUGAACAGCUGAAUAAUUUCAGGAGGUACAUGGAUUGUAAGAGCCACGGCAAGGCGCCCAAGUGCAUGACCAAGCACGAUGAAUGGUUUGCAGUUCCUAAGGAGGUAGCUAUUAGGACGGUGAGCAUGUGGACCGCGUUCUUGGACCAUAACCCUUAUGGGCACGACGGUGCGCUGGAAAAAAAAUGGGCCGACAGCCUGAACAAGUUUCACUUAUUGGAACUAAAUGAGGGAAUAGGUCAAGAGGAGUACCUGCAUCGGAGCUUGGAGGCAUGGAUUGCAAAGACAGUUAAGGGAGGUAGGAAAGACAUGGAAAGGCAUGCUGCACAAGGUUAG